AUGUCUUGGCGUUGCUUUGACCUUAAUUCUAAGGGUGUAGAAGGCAUUCAAGAGCGCACUAUUAGUGGUGGUUUAGUGACACUAGUGAGUUGUUUAGUAGUAUCUUUUCUACUGCUAUCUGAGCUCUCUAUCUGGUGGACUGUGAGUGUUACACACCGUAUGCACGUCGAUACUGAUCCUCAGCAAGAUUAUCCAAUUAAUGUUGAAGUGGACAUUGUAUUUCUUCAUGAGGCUUGCAAUGAUGUAGCAAUGGAUGUAAGUGAUUCGAAGGGUAUUAAGGACGUACUAUUGAAGACAAAUAUUGAGGAAGAGCCAUUUGGAGAGAAUGGGUGUAGAUUCUAUGGUACAGCUCAAGUACAGAAGGUAGCAGCCGACUUGUCCUUUGGUCAUGAAGGUUCGCUCAACAUGUUUUCCCUAUUUGAAUUCCUCACCUUCAACUCGUCACACAUAGUCAAUCAUCUGCGCUUCGGCCCGCAUAUUCCAGACAUGGAGACGCCUUUGAUUGACGUUAGCAAGAUCGUGAUGAAUAACUUGGCAGUGUACAAGUACUUUGUCAGUAUCGUACCUACUCGCUACAUCUAUCUGAAUGGUCGAUCGGUGACGACGUUCCAGUACUCAGUGACGGAACAUGAGACGAUUUCACAAGGUCCUAAUGGACACAUUUCAUUCCCCGGUGUGAUAUUCUCCUAUGAGUUUUCACCCAUUGCAGUGGAAUACAUUGAAUCCAAGCCGUCCGUAUUGCACUUCCUCACCAGUACAAGUGCUAUUAUAGGUGGUGUCUUUGCUGUAGCGCGCAUGAUCGAUGGUGCUAUCUACAGCGUCUCCAAGAAAAUCGAUUAG
Peronospora belbahrii is the source of this 840-nucleotide messenger RNA. The record is from the annotation of a GenBank genome assembly. NCBI's taxonomy places the organism in Eukaryota, Oomycota, Peronosporomycetes, Peronosporales, Peronosporaceae.